This is a messenger RNA of Cynoglossus semilaevis (tongue sole), 2917 nucleotides long. RefSeq names its product vasorin b (gene vasnb). Gene Ontology annotation, cellular component: plasma membrane. The coding region runs from base 408 to 2489 and encodes 693 amino acids. Gene Ontology annotation, molecular function: protein binding. The transcript is spliced from 3 exons. The record is from RefSeq and is a predicted model, not a curated record. NCBI's taxonomy places the organism in Eukaryota, Metazoa, Chordata, Actinopteri, Pleuronectiformes, Cynoglossidae.
CUGCUGCUCCGCUCUGUGCAGUCGUGCGCCCUGCCGUCUCCCUCUCCCACACACACUCGCCUCCUCUCGCUCCUCCCAUCUACUCCACUUAAACUCUCCUCUGUGCUCUCCAAUAAAGCGCUUUUUGUCCCGGCCACUCGCCACUUGAGCGCAUUCCUUGACGUGGAGGUUUUGGUGCACCUCUCCGGGGACUUGAUGAGGACCGUGUUUGGGUGCGGAGAAAAGUUUCCAGGACGCAUGUAUUCCGGGAAACAACAGAGUCUGGAGUUACAUCUAUGAACUGCGCCGUCUGGAUACGAGACACACGCGCGACUGCGCUUUAACUUUACUUCAUCCAAGUUCAGGGAGUGGAGAGGAAAUCAAGAAAUCAAGAAAAGUGGAGCUGGAGUAGAGGAGGAAGUUUCUUCAUGGGGCAGAGCACGGAGAGAGGGAUGGUCUGCACCAUGAAGGUCCGUCUCGCCUCCUUGUCCUUUCUGCUUCUCCUAAUCCUUCUUGAUGGCGUCUGGUCCAGCGACUGCCCGAAGGAUUGCACCUGUUCCACCCCAGAGUCCAUCCUGUGUUUUCAGAGACGCUCUCCCACAAUUCCCAAAGGAGUGCCUUCAUACACAAAAAGCCUUUACCUCUUUGCUAAUGGCAUUGAGGGCAUGACAGCUAAGGACUUUGGUGGUAUGGAGAACCUGGAAAUGCUGGACCUCAGUCAAAACAAACUGACUGAAAUUCCUGAUAGAGUGUUUGAACCUUUGACCUCUCUGAAAAACCUGGAUUUGUCUUCCAACCAGAUCACCCACAUUUCAAAGGAAUGCUUCCAGGGCAUGGCACAGCUUGAGCGCCUUUAUUUGUAUAGUAAUCUCAUCAAGACGAUUCACCCUGGAGCCUUCCAGGACUUGGAGAACCUCCUUGAACUUAAAAUACAGGGCAACCAGUUGACAUCUCUGCCUACUCUUUCAAUGCCUCAUCUGCUGUUACUGGAUCUUCGAUUUAAUGUUUUGCCCACAUUAGGUCCUUCAGACCUUCAGACCCCAAAUCUAGAGUCGCUUAAGCUAGGUGGUGUGGGACUCACCAGCCUGGAUAAAGAGCUUAUAAAUAAUCUUAAAAACCUCCAUGAACUGGACAUUUCAGGAAACCAAAUUGAAUCCUUUCCCUCAGUGCUGAAGGAGACCCAGGGGUUGAUUCACCUCAGCCUAGCUGGGAACCCAAUGGGUCCUCUUGAGGUUCAGGACCUGCAGAACCUAGGAGAGCUUCAGGAGUUGGACAUCAGCAGUCUCAGCCUGCAGGGUCUCCCUGAAGAAUUCCCGCAGCUUUUUCCUCACCUCAGAAAGCUUACAGUAGCACAAAACCCCUUUAACUGCCUUUGCUCUCUAGCAUGGUUCCCGCGGUGGCUGAGAGCCCAGAGCAUCACAUUGGAGAGAACAGAGGAAACCCGCUGCCAUUUCCCACCCAUCAAUGCUGGGAAAGUACUAGAAAGACUGGAGCACAGGGAUUUCGGCUGUCCUACAACAACAACAGUCACUACCAGCACUACCAAAACUACUACAUUGGCCGCCACCACCCUGUCAACGACUACUGAGCCUGAGCCAGUCUCUAGAGUGGACUAUGAAUCCAGUGAUAAAAAUGAUGACUCUGCUCUGCUUCCUGUCCCUGCGUCACCCAGCAGCAGCAGCAAAGUCAAAAUAGAUGAACAGAAUUUUUGCCCCCCGCACACGUGUGUCAAUGGUGGUACUUGUCAUCUGGACCAAUACGGUCAAGUACAAUGUACGUGUCCACGUGGGACUUCUGGUAUUUAUUGUGAAGUCAAAAACCACCAACCAGCUUACCCACCUGAGGUUGCCAUCCCAAAGGCAACUGUUGCCGUGAGUCCAUCAGAGAUCAGUUCCAAUGAAGUAACAGCAACUACAAUCCUAGUAGAUCUUCACCGUUACAUUGAAACGCGACCUUAUCUCCGUGGAAUACGCAUCACUUAUCGAAACCUCUCAGGGCCUGACCGCAGGCCCAUACAACUUAGCCUGCCUUCAUCCUUCCCCGAGUACAGACUCAGAGGACUAAAGCCCAACUGCACUUACAGUGUUUGUGCCAGCCCUCUAGGUGCCGCUAGUGGAGCAGACAGUGUUUGUACUGAGGCACGCACAGCCCCCGAAAUCAUCAGCAUCCCUGAUGCCCAGGUGACGGACCCGAGGCUGACUACUAUGCUGUUGCCUGCAGCUGCCAUUUUGCUCCUGCUGGUACUGAUAGCGAUAGCACUGGGUGUGGUGUGCUAUCUCCGCAGAAAAAGAGCCAAGGGUCACCUGGACCUAGACUGUGAGCCUUCCCAGCUGGAGUUGGAUGGAGUCAAGGCUGGUUUGGACAAUCUGGCACUACCACAAAAAGAGACCCCAAUAAUGAUUCCAGAACCGGCGGUUCAGACUGGCAGUUUGGAAUACGAGGUGUUGCUAAUACAGGAUCAUUGUACGUCAAAUAACAAUAUGUCUUCACACAAGCCUUCCUACUUUUAACAGAAGGUUUUGAUUGCUCUGAGUGAAAGAUGAACUUUCAAAGACACGUGAGACACGGUGAGCCAUCCAGCACAGGAGAACGUGGACUUGUAUUUAUUUCUGUCUAAGUAGACAAUAAACACAAGUAGAAAAGAGUUCUUUAGACUUUAAAGUGUUGAAAGUGCCUCUACAUUUACAUGCUGCACCCUGCUUCAGGUUCUUCUCCUUUACUGCUGGACUGGCACUGCGUUAGCUCCUAGGCUGCAGAGCUGAAGCUAACGAUGUGUGUUGUCACUGGUUAAAAGCUGGGGUAGAGGGACACCCUUAUUGUUGUUGAUGAAGGAGUGCUAAGUAACUUGGGGUUGUGCUGGAUUUACAAGCCCAGGUAAGCACUUUCAGCUAAUGUUUUGCUGCAUGAUGUCACUCCCCAGCACUCGUAUCCCCCCCCC